Messenger RNA from Hypomesus transpacificus, 2122 nucleotides. It is a transcript of the gene snapc3, whose product is annotated as small nuclear RNA activating complex, polypeptide 3. The record is from RefSeq and is a predicted model, not a curated record. The transcript is spliced from 8 exons. Gene Ontology annotation, cellular component: snRNA-activating protein complex. The coding region runs from base 404 to 1300 and encodes 298 amino acids. NCBI's taxonomy places the organism in Eukaryota, Metazoa, Chordata, Actinopteri, Osmeriformes, Osmeridae. Gene Ontology annotation, molecular function: core promoter sequence-specific DNA binding; RNA polymerase III type 3 promoter sequence-specific DNA binding; RNA polymerase II cis-regulatory region sequence-specific DNA binding. Gene Ontology annotation, biological process: snRNA transcription by RNA polymerase III; snRNA transcription by RNA polymerase II.
GAGCGUUGAAUAAAAUGGCGGCGAAAGGAAAGUCGAAGGUGAACGAAAACAUCCCAGUAGAUGAAUUUAAAGACAUAAACACCAAACGAUUUCAUAUCGGAUCUUUUCAAAACGAGUGGCUUACUAGGUUGGACACGGUUAACUAUUCAUACCAGCAAAAUGACCCAGUUGCUUUUGAUGAAGAGUUCGCAAAGGAGUUUGGAAUCGCUACUGAGACUUUUGAUGAACUAAAAUCCAUCUGCAGACUCACUUCGCUGUCACCCCGAAGAUGAAUCCCCCGAAACUACAGCUGUUCCUCCAGACACCACUCUCCAAACACUUAUGUAGCCUAGCUAAGAUUUUACUAACUCAUUACCAGUUCCACAUAUUUCCCAUCUAAGUGCAUAUUUAUUAGGGAUGUAACAUGGUCUCUUCAUCAUCACCCCCACAAUAUGAUCAUUGUUUGUUGUUUCUGUCUCAAUGUAGCCAGAGGAAAAAGAAAGAGGAUUACAAAAACAGCUUGAACAUCGAUAAGACGAAUCGAAGUCACAUUUAUGAAGAACAACUGGAGUCCAUCGCUCUUUGUAAGAAGCCGGACGACCUCGCAGACCUUGUGCCCGAGGGGGAAAUCAUCCUGAGCAUCCGGGUUUAUCAAACAGCCACCUUCGAAAGAUAUAACGCGGUGCGGCCGCACGCCACCCUGCAGAUGCUGGGCUCUCACUACCUGACAGACCUUAGAGACGCUGUGGGGUGUGUUAGCGACCUGCACGUGUUCGGGGAGCUGAGCAACACCCCGGACAUGGCGCCCGACUUCGUCAGCAAGGAUCAUCACAAAUCAGCCUACUUUUACUUUGAGCAUGUGUUCUACAACGACAUGCGCUUUCCAGAGUGCCAGGACAUCAGCGCAACCACCAUUGAGUGGGCCAAGACUCGUGACUUCCCCUCAUUCAGCCAAGCAAAGAUGGAGGACACUAAGUUCAGUGACCUGAAGGUGAAGGUGGGCUAUCCCUACCUGUACUGUCACCAGGGAGACUGCGAGCACCUAGUCCUCAUCACCGACAUCAGGUGUGCUCACAUGGAUGACUGCCUGGACAGGAAGAUGUACCCCCUUCAGACUCACAAGAACCUGGUCCACACCAACAAGUGUGCUGUCUGCAACAUUUACAUUGCCAGGUGGCUCACCACCAGCGACCAGCUGGCCCUGUCAGACCCAUGUCUGUUCUGUGACAAGUGCUUUAGGAUGCUGCACUAUGACAAGAAGGGACGCAAGCUUGCCGACUUCAACGCCUACGUCUACGUAGACCCUGCCGUCUUCAGCUGAGCCUGACACGUCUACGUAGACCCUGCCGUCAUCAGCUGAGCCUGACAAGUCUACGUAGACCCUGCAGUCUUCAGCUGAGCCUGACACGUCUACCCUGCAGUCUUCAGCUGAGCCUGCCACGUCUACGUAGACCCUGCAGUCUUCAGUUGAGCCUGACACGUCUACCCUGCAGACUUCAGCUGAGCCUGCCACGUCUACGUAGACCCUGCAGUCUUCAGCUGAGCCUGACACGUCUACGUAGACCCUGCAGUCUUCAGCUGAGCCUGACACGUCUACGUAGACCCUGCCGUCUUCAGCUGAGCCUGACACGUCUACGUAGACCCUGCAGUCUUCAGUUGAGCCUAACACAUCUGCCCUGCAGUCUUCAGCUGAGCCUGACUGGAGAGCUCCCUCCUCCCUCCGAGCAGUUCUAGUUUCUUAAAAACUAUUAUUUUGUUUUUGUAUAUUGAAGCUGAUAUUUGUUCCAGUUGGAAUGUUGAUUAAAAAAUAAUAAUUUCUGCCAUUUUGUGCCAUGCAUGAAACUGUUCACUUAUUUUAUUCCCAUAAUAAACUAUUGUCUUGCAUGUUGGGUUUAAGAUGAGACUAGGGAGUGUCUUUAGAGUGUCGUAGGAAAAAGUUGGCAACAUGGUAAAGUCCCCCAAACUCUGCAGGAGUAGAUGAGGACAAAUAGGAUGUUAUAAGAUUCAUGACAUAGGCCAACAGUGUCAUAUUUUGGGGUAAAGAUUUGUUGGAUAUAAAGUGUAAAAAAGGUUCACAUCGUUCCCUGGAACCUUCUUGUUUAAUAUGGCGUGUUGAGCUGAAUUAAACUGACUUGCAUCAAGA